Panicum virgatum (switchgrass) is the source of this 435-nucleotide messenger RNA. RefSeq lists its product as uncharacterized. NCBI's taxonomy places the organism in Eukaryota, Viridiplantae, Streptophyta, Magnoliopsida, Poales, Poaceae. The coding region runs from base 1 to 435 and encodes 144 amino acids. The transcript has 2 exons. The record is from RefSeq and is a predicted model, not a curated record.
AUGCGCCUGUCCAAGGUGCUGAUGGAUGGGGGCAGCAGCCUCAACAUCCUGUACAUCGACACCCUGGAAGCCAUGGCGUACCCGGUCGGCAACCUCGACUUGCCGGUCACGUUUGGCAGCAGAGCCAACUACCGCACCGAAACCCUCACAUUCGAUGUGCUCAAGCUGCUGGGCCCAAAUGGAGUCAUCACCGUGAGUGGCUCCUUCGAGCAUGCCUACGCCAGCAGCCAUGAGCAUUUCGACCUCGCCACCACCGCGGCGAACCCAACGGAGCUCGGCCAGCUUCGCGCCGCCACCACCGAGUGCCGCCCUGACCCUUGCAAGCCUAGCCAGGCACCGACUUUAGUCUCGACCGAGAAGACCAAGUCGGUCGUGGUUGACGACACCGACCCAACCAAGAUGGUGCGGGUCGGCUCCCAGCUGUCGGCCAAAUAG